Molecule: messenger RNA, 704 nt
Organism: Chara braunii
Lineage: Eukaryota; Viridiplantae; Streptophyta; Charophyceae; Charales; Characeae
Source: the annotation of a GenBank genome assembly
GCGCUUCGAAAGAUUGUGUCCACUGCGAUCACGGUUAUGGCGAUGAUGGCGACGUUGUCGACAACGGCCCGCAACAGCGACGAAGACGAUAACGGUGACGAUGGGAAAGACGACGACUAUGGCAAUGAUGGCGAUGAUGGCGGUGACGAUGACGUUCACAGGUCCCACGGUGGAUGCGGGGACGAUGACGGUGGAAGCCCCCGUGUGUUGAAGAAGGCGACGACCACGAUCGCGGUGACGAUGGCGACGAUGGCGACAAAAGCGAUGAUGGCGACGAAGGCGACGAAGGCGGUGAGGACGACGACGAUGACGUCGGAACUCGCGUAGAAGGCGGCGUCGAGUGGGCUUCGUAGCCCACAUGCAAGACAGCGAACCCACCACAAGACCAGGAUCGUCGAAGAAGGCGGAGUGUGGCGUGCGGCUACCUUCGUGCAGCGGAGAAAAGUUGGCGGGGAGAGGAGGCAGGAGCACGUGAAGGCGAGACAGUGAGAACGCUGGUGUGUGUAGCGUGAUGCUCGCGUUUGGAGUCCAAUCGUGCAUUUCGCAAGGAUGUCAGCAUUCUUAUAAACACCCACUUGUGCGGGGUGGACGGCGACGAAGGACCACUACCCAGGACUGUUUAACGACAACUUCGUCACCCUCUCGUCGACACAAUGGAGUCCUAGGGGUCAUGGAGGACGGCCAAAUGAAAGACCAAGGGUCGU